Linnemannia hyalina is the source of this 4221-nucleotide messenger RNA. NCBI's taxonomy places the organism in Eukaryota, Fungi, Mortierellomycota, Mortierellomycetes, Mortierellales, Mortierellaceae. The record is from the annotation of a GenBank genome assembly.
AUGAUCGACGACAAGCACCCUCCGUCCUCGAUCCAGAGCGCAAACUUCUUCUCCUAUAUGACCUUCAGCUGGAUCCAGCCAAAAAUUCUCUACGGAAAACAAAACACAAUUGUUGCAGAUGAUAUCGAACGCCUCUCAGAAAACGACCGUGUCCAGCGCAUCUCCGAUCUCGUCUACAAGGAAUGGACCAUCGAGGUCGAGAACGCCAAGCGUGCCAACACUCCUACCCACAAAGAGCGCCCCAACCUCUUUAAGGUCCUUUGGAGAUGCUACGGUCUCUAUGCCAUGGUCCCCCUCAUUUCUGGAUUCUUUGAGGGUGUCUGCAAGAUCAGCGAAGCCGUCCUCUUGGGAUAUGUUAUUCGCUUCUUCAACAACCCCAGCAUGACCAUCAAGCAAGGAAUGGGCUAUGCAGUCGCCCUCUUUCUCGUCACCCUUAUCCACGGCACAUUUCACCACCACAACUUCUUUCACGUCCUUCGACUCGGCACAUGGAUCCGCCAAUCUCUUAUCGCCCUCAUGUACCGCAAAUGCCUCACCCUCUCCACCUCAAGCUCAAUCUCGACAGGAACAGUCGUCAACCUGAUCUCAAACGACCUCCAGCCCUUUGAGAGCUUCGCUCCUUUUGGACUUUACUUGAUCCUCGGACCUCUGGAAAUGAUCGCCGGCAUGUAUUUCCUUUGGCAGGAACUCGGGGUUGCCUGUCUGGCCGGUCUCUUGGCUCUGUCUCUCUUGAUGCCCCUCCAGGCCUUCUUCUCUCGGCAGUUUGGAUCCAUCCGCACCAACACUGUCAAUGCCCGUGACGAACGCAUCAGGACUUUGUCAGACGUCUUUUCAGGAAUCGAGCUGGUCAAGCUGUGCGCGUGGGAGGUCCCUUUCCAAGAAAAGAUCAUGAUGUUGCGCUCGAUCGAACUCAAAUACAUCUGGCACUCCAACAUCCUCAGCUCUAUCAACAUGGCCAUCUACUUCUUCUUCCAGCCUGUCGUCGUCAUGUUCGCCUUUACAGCCUACUGGCUCCAGCACAGGAACGCCGUCGACCCUGUCUCUCUGACACCUGACAAGGUCUUUGUCUCCCUGACCCUGUUUAACAUCCUCCGCACCAACAUGACCUCCUACUUCCCCAAGGCUAUCCAGGCCUUGGCUGGCGUCCGUGUCUCUGUCAAGCGCAUUACCGACUUUUUGCUUUUGCCAGAGUUGAGAGGCAUUGAGCUUGAUGUUGACUCUCAGGAGGCGGAUGACAGUUUGGGUCAAGGUGGGGUCAAAGCGCAGGAUCUUCCCGACAUCUUGAUCGAUAUGAGGGGCGCCUCGUUCUCCUGGGCGAUUUCGACUGACGGAAAGAACGAGAUCCUGGAGCUCUCGGCCAAGGACAGGAAAGAGAAGGCGGCCAAGGAGAAGGACGCCAAGAACAAGAAGGGCCUCGCAACCCACUCCGAUGACAGCUCUGACAACGAUGUGACCUUGCUGGACACCCCCAAGAAGGCUCUCCUUAACAACAUCACCAUGACCCUCCGCCGCGACGAGUUGCUCGCCAUUGUUGGACCCGUCGGCUCUGGCAAGUCCAGCUUUUGUAUGGCUAUCCUGGAGGAGAUGCCCCUUGUCUCUGGAUCCAUGAAUAUUGCUCACCAUCAAGAUACGCGCCGCCGCCCCCUUUCCAUGUCUUACUCUGCCCAGUCCCCCUGGAUCUUUGCUGGAUCGAUUCGUAGCAACAUUCUCUUUGGCGCCUCUUUCAACCAGGAACACUAUGACAAGGUCAUCAAGGCCUGUGAGCUCACUCGCGAUCUCAAGUUGUUCCCCAAAGGCGACGCAACUCUCAUUGGUGAGAAGGGUGUCACCCUCAGUGGAGGUCAACGGGCCCGUGUCUCGCUCGCCAGAGCCGCCUACAGAGAUUCAGACGUUUACAUUCUGGAUGACCCUCUCUCGGCUGUCGAUCCCAAAGUCGGACGUGCACUUUUCCAGAACUGCAUUAACGGACUACUCAAGGGCAAGGCUCGCGUCUUGGUCACCCACCAGCUUCAGUACAUCAAGGACUGCGAAAAUGUCAUUGUUCUCGAGCGUGGUCUGAUCACCCAUAUGGGCCACGUCGAUGAGGUGAUGAGGGAGGAGGUCGAGGUCACGCAGGUUGUCCAGGAGGGCGAUGAUGUCAGGAGUAUUAACACCCGCGCCAAGUUUGUCGAUGUACUCCGUGAAUUUGCCAGAAAGGUCCCCGAGGCUCCUACCGAGGAGAGUAUCCUCGCCACCGCCGAUUAUGAGACUGCAACCCUUACUACUCAAAACAACAGUGGCACUGACGACAGGAAGGACAAAGCAGCUACAGUAGACGACAAUGGCGAUGACGGCGCCAGCAUUAUGGAGAAGAAUUUGACUGUUGAAGAGGUUGCCGAAGGUGAGACAUCAUUCAAGGCCUAUAUAGAGUUCUUCCGCAUCGGUUCUACUUGGUCCAAACUCAUCCUGACGAUCAUCUGUUUGGCUGCCGCUCAGACCAUCGUGGUCCUCGGCGAGUUUUUCCUGACUCGGUGGUCCGGUGCCUCUGCCCAAGAACAAAAAAAGUCGUACUACCCUACUGCCUUUGGUCUCUACUGUCUUGGAACCGUCAUCAUGACCUUGAUCCGUUCGUACUUGUUCUUUGACUGCCUUACCGCCAGCUCCCGCAACAUCUUCCGUGCUAUGUUGGAUGCCCUCAUGCAUACCAGCAUCGACUUUUUCCACGCCAACCCCCACGGCCGUGUCCUAAACCGGUUCUCCAAGGACAUGGCGCUCAUCGACGAGUUGCUGCCAUAUGUCUUUUUCGACGCCACCCAAAUCGGAUUCAUGUUGCUCGGAUCUGUCGUCACUGUCUGUAUCGUCAACCCCUGGAUCGUAAUCGCUGUCCCUAUUAUUCUUUCCGGAUUUAUUGCCCUCCGCUCGCUCUACAUGAAGUCCAGCCGUCAAGUCAAGCGUAUCGACAGUACCUCCCGCUCGCCCAUCUACUCUCACUUGUCUGAAACCCUUGAUGGAUUGACCUCUGUCCGUGCCUUUGGUGUUGCCAACAAGUUUAUGGACGAGCAUAUCAAGACCCAGGAAGACAACGGUCGUGCUUUUUUCACCUACCUUGGCAUGGCUCGCUGGCUAGGUUACCGUUUAGAUGCUGUCUCAGCUAUGUUCCUAGGAGUCACUGCAAUCGCCUGUGUCGCCGUCCGCGACAGCCAAGAAGCUUCUCGGGCCGGCCUUGCCAUGUCAUCUGUCAUCAGUUUAUCCGGCGAGCUCCAGUGGGCCAUCCGCAUGAGUGUCGAGGCCGCAAUCCUGAUGGUCUCUGUAGAGCGCAUGAUGGAGUACGCCCAGACCAAGCCCGAAAUCUCCCCGCGCCACAUGAACAACCCCGACGGGACCAGUGUUGUCUCCAACGGCUGGCCAUCCACCGCUCAGGUCAGCUUCUCGGACAUGUCGUUGACUUACCCCCGUGGCGACGGCCCCGUCCUCAAGAAUGUCUCACUUAAUUUUAGAGCUGGUGAGAAGAUUGGGAUUGUUGGACGUACGGGUGCAGGAAAGUCGAGCAUGAUUGGAGCCUUGUUCCGGUUGGUCGAGACCAUGACUGGGAAUCCCCUUCACCGAGGCGGUAUCUACAUUGACGGGAUUGAUAUCAGCAAGAUUGGAGUUCAUGAUCUUCGUGAGCGGAUGGCGAUUAUCCCGCAGGAGCCCUUCCUCUUCCGCGGUACCCUGCGGUUCAACCUCGAUCCGACCAACAAGCAUCAGGACGCCGAUAUCUGGGCUGCACUCGAGGCCGCCGAGAUGAAACGCCUUGUCGAGGGGCUCGAAGGGCGUCUCGACGCCGCAGUGGACGACAACGGCAAGAACUUUAGUAUCGGCGAACGUCAAUUGAUCUCGCUGGCGCGCGCAAUUCUGCGUCGGUCAAAGAUCAUUGUCAUGGACGAGGCGACCGCCAAUGUCGACUUGCAGUCAGACAGGAUGAUCCAGAAAGCGAUCCAUACACAGUUCCAAGGCGCGACGGUGUUCACGAUUGCACAUCGGUUGAACACUGUCAUUGGCGACUAUGACAGGAUCUUGGUGUUGGACCAAGGGGAGGUCAAGGAAUUUGGUGAGCCCUGGGAGUUGUUGGAUGAGACUAGUUCGUUAAACCAGGGUUGGUUGAAGGGGAUGGUUGCAGGGACUGGACCUGAGAAUGAAGGCGAGUUGACACGGAUUGCAAAGGAGCUUUAUGAUUCCCGUCAUUGUGCCGCCGUCGCCUAG